ACAAACAGGAGUUUGCAGCAAAGAAAAUAAAGGUUUAUUUAAGGAAAUGGCUCCCAACCUGGAAGUACAGGCCAGGAGGCUGGUUAAUUAUUAGUGAGACCCGAAGAGGUGUUUGGUGUUCAAGAGUGUGAACGUCUGGGCUACGUGAUGUUACCCCAGCUCUGAGACUUUCGGCUCAGCCAUGUGCCCAGGCCUCUGGGAGAGAUGCUUCUGGUCGUGGGGGCUCCUUCUGUGGUUCAGCGUUGGAAGUGCAGGAGAUACACCCCCUACCCAACAGCCAAAGUGCACUGACUUCCAAAAUGCCAAUCUCCUUCGAGGCACCAACCUCAGAGUCCAGUUCCUUCUCUUCACCCCUUCGGAUCCCAGCUGUGGGAAGCUAGUUGAAGAAAGCAGAGACCUCCAAAACUCUGGGUUCAAUGCCACUCUGGGAACCAAACUACUUAUUCAUGGAUUCAGGGCUUUAGGAACAAAGCCUUCCUGGAUUGAGAAAUUCAUUGGUGCCCUUCUGAGGGCAGCAGACACUAACGUCAUUGCUGUGGACUGGGUGUACGGCUCUACAGCUGUCUACUUCUCAGCUGUGGAAAAUGUGGUUAAGCUGGGACUUGAGAUCUCCAGUUUCCUCAGUAAACUCCUGGUGCUGGGUGUGUCGGAGUCCUCCAUCCACAUCAUUGGAGUGAGUCUGGGGGCCCAUGUUGGGGGCAUGGUGGGACAUUUCUACAAAGGCCAGUUGGGACGGAUCACAGGCCUGGACCCUGCUGGGCCAGAGUACACCAGAGCCAGCCUGGAGGAGCGCCUGGAUGCUGGAGAUGCCCUCUUUGUGGAAGCCAUCCACACAGACACCGACAAUUUGGGUAUUCGGAUUCCUGUCGGACAUGUGGACUACUUCGUCAAUGGAGGCCAAGACCAACCUGGGUGUCCCACCUUCAUUCAUGCAGGCUACAGUUAUCUAAUCUGUGAUCACAUGAGGGCCGUGCACCUCUAUAUCAGCGCCUUGGAGAAUUCCUGUCCUUUGAUGGCCUUUCCCUGUGCCAGCUACAAAGCCUUCCUUGCUGGACGCUGCCUGGAUUGUUUUAACCCUUUUCUGCUUUCCUGUCCAAGGAUUGGGCUGGUGGAACAAGAUGGUGUCAAGAUAGAGCCACUUCCUAAGGAAGUGAGAGUCUACCUCCUGACUACUUCUGAGCCUCCAUACUGUGUGCAUCAUAGCCUUGUGGAGUUUUACUUGCAGAAGCCAAGAAACAAAGACACCAACAUCAUGGUCACCUUCUUCAGCAGCAACGUCACCUCCUCAGCCCAGAUCACCAUACCUAGACAGCAACUGCAGGGGAGAGGAGUCCUAGCUCAUCCCAACCCUCAUUGCCAGGUGCACCAAGUGAAUCUCAAGUUCCAGGCUUCCCACUGGGUUUGGAGAAAAGAUCGGACUACCAUUGUUGGGAAGUUCUGCACUGCUCCUUUGCCGGUCAAUGACAAUAAAAAGAUGGUCUGCUUACCUGAACCAGUGAACUUACAACCAGAUGUGACUGUUUGUCGUGACCUGAAAAUUCCAUGUGCAUAGUAUAAGCCUGGGCAGGACACAUCUCCUUGGAUUUUGGAGGAGAGGAGUUCAACUUACUCUAGGCCAUUACUACUAAAAAGAAAGACAAAAUGGUAUUGGUUAUUUUCCCCAUAAUUGACCACCUUAGAAGGGAAAUAUAACUCAUUUUACAGAGCUUGAUCUCUAUUGCCAAUUUGAAGAGUCUUGUAAAAUAUCAUGUCAGCUUUCUUACUCAUACUUAAAAGCAAUUGCAUCACAUCCUUGGGCAUCUGUACCUAGGAUUCAAUAGAAACAUAUACAGGAAAAAUGUUUUUUUAUCAAAAAUAAAUUUCCAUGGAAUAUCUGA
This is a messenger RNA of Phyllostomus discolor (pale spear-nosed bat), 1877 nucleotides long. RefSeq names its product phospholipase A1 member A (gene PLA1A). The transcript has 12 exons. Gene Ontology annotation, molecular function: lipase activity; carboxylic ester hydrolase activity. Gene Ontology annotation, biological process: lipid metabolic process. NCBI's taxonomy places the organism in Eukaryota, Metazoa, Chordata, Mammalia, Chiroptera, Phyllostomidae. The record is from RefSeq and is a predicted model, not a curated record. The coding region runs from base 182 to 1552 and encodes 456 amino acids.